UUUCUGUUCCGUGGAAAACUCUCAGUGUCUGAGGCUAGGGGCGCUAGUUAGAUUCUUUGCAUCGCCAAGGGGAUGGAGAAUAAUAUUUGUGACGGACUAGGUAUUCAUCUCAUAUCAAACUUGGAAUUAUUCGAAAAUAAUUCGAUUCCAAGUUUCGAGUACUGUCGUUUUAUUCACUUUUUACUGUCACUUGUCAGUGUCAAUUGAUCAGCUGGACAGCUGACUUAAAUCUUUUGAUUUGACAUUAUAUUAACUAUACAGUACACACAGUGAAAAUAUUUUGUUCGAUGUAUUGUAGAACUGUUUUUUUAUAAAUUGGAUCAAUGCCGUAAAGAAGGUAGUAAUCGUUAAACCGACACGGUAAUUGUUAUUGUGUAUUGCCUGCUAUAUUAAACACUGUUUACGGCACUACACUGAUUAGAUCAACACAUAAAUGCACAUAGCGACGGAGGCGUAACUAGUGAUAAGACGGUGCCGGCCGCCCAGCAAGCGGAGUACAGGCGCAGAGAUACGAGCUAUCAGCGAGCGCGAGCCACUGCGACAGCGACACUUGUUACUAGCUGAAUUGAACGUAGUAGCCGUCUCGACAGGCUCCUGACUGCAACAACUUCACAACUGCAUUCUGAGAUCGAGAUGGGCGUGGAGCGCGAGGUGAACGGCGUGCGCGUGGCGGCCGUGGGCGAGGUCAACAGCGAGCACUACGACGCGCUCGUCCUGGUGACGGCGCCCGGCCUGGUGCCGCCGCAGGCGCUGGAGGACUUCGUGGCGGCCGCGCGCCAACUGGACGCCGAGCUGGACCGCACGCCCGCGCUGCUGCAGUGCGCGCGCGUGUCGGGCGCCCGCCUCGUGCUGGCGCCCACGGGUCCGCUGGGCGAGUACGAGGACGUGCGCGCCGUGCGCGACGCGGCGCGCGCGGGGCUGGCGCGGGCGCUGGCGGCGGGCGCGCGCCGCCCGGCGCUAGUGCUGCAGCCGCUGCCGCGCUGGCCGGACGCGCCGCUCGUGGCGCUGCUGGCCGCGCUCGAGUUGCUCUACGUCUACAAUACUCAGGAUUUGCCCGGCAAUGUGAGCAAGAGACAUUCUCCGGCCCAACCGCUGCAAGUCCGAGAGACAUUUCCUGAGCUGGCGCACAAGGUGACGGCUCUCGGCGUGUACUCGGAGGGGCUGCAGGGCUCUGUCGACGACCUGCUGCGGGAAGCCGUGGCGCUGGAAGCGGGCAGGGCCGCGGCGCGCGACAUCGGCGGCGCCGACCCCGAGCGCAUGACGCCGCUGCGCACGGCGGACUACGUGCGCGCGCUGUUCGGGGCCGCGUCCGCCGUGCGCGUGCGCGUCAUGGACCAGCGCGCGCAGCUCGAGCACCACUACCCGCUGCUGGCCGCCGUGGACCGCGCCGCCGCCUCCGUGCCGCGCCACCGCGGUUGCGUCAUCUUCCUGGAGUACGAGCCCGACAGCUACGAGCGCACCGUGAUGCUGGUGGGCAAGGUGAGCGCGCGCGAGUGUGUGUGUGUGUGUGUGUGUGGCGGUGUAGUGACGCGGCGUGCGAUUGGUCCGCAGGGCGUGACGUACGACACGGGCGGCUGCGACAUCAAGGCGGGCGGCGUCAUGGCGGGCAUGUCGCGCGACAAGUGUGGCGCCGCCGCUAUCGUCGGCUUCCUUAAGGUCUGCGACGAGCUGCGGCCGGCGCUGAAGGUGGUGGCGUCGCUGGGCAUGGUGCGCAACUCCGUGGGCGAGGAGGCCUACGUGGCCGACGAACUGCUGCGCAGCCGGCGCGGGCUGGCCGUGCGCGUGGGCAACACGGACGCCGAGGGCCGCCUCGUCAUGGCCGACCUGCUGGCGGAGCUGGCGGCGCGCGCGGCGGCGGAGCGCGCGCCCAUGCUGUACACGGUGGCCACGCUGACGGGGCACGCGGCGCGCGCCUACGGCCGCGGCUACACGGCCGUGCUGGACUCGCACGCCGCGCGCGGCCACGCCGCCGCCUUCCGCGCCGCCGCCGAGCGCCUGGGCGACAUGGUGGAGCUGUCCGUGCUGCGGCGCGAGGACCUGGCGGCGCACGCGGGGCGCGGCCGCGACCAGCUGCACCAGGCGGAGAGCGCGGCGUCGGUGUCGCUGCCGCGCGGUCACCAGGCGCCGGCCGCCUUCCUGCUGCUGGCGGCGGGGCUGGAGGCCGGCGACGUGCCGUACGCGCACCUGGACGUGGCGGCCAGCGCGGGCGACCUGCCGGACGACCCGACGGCGGCGCCGCUGCUGGGCCUGGCCGCCUACUACGGGCUGGUCGCCAAGCGCUAGCUCGCCCGCGACCUACGAAAACAGUUCCGCACCAUCGUGGACACAGCACGGAGUACAUCGUUGCAUAAUAACCGAUCACAAUAUAUUUUUGGAAUUUUUUUUGGUAUAAAGAUGUUUAAUAGUAAUGAUAACUUGUUCAAUAUUCACUAUUU
This is a messenger RNA of Spodoptera littoralis (African cotton leafworm), 2435 nucleotides long. Lineage: Eukaryota; Metazoa; Arthropoda; Insecta; Lepidoptera; Noctuidae. The record is from the annotation of a GenBank genome assembly.